Messenger RNA from Aspergillus piperis CBS 112811, 846 nucleotides. RefSeq lists its product as uncharacterized. The transcript has a single exon. The record is from RefSeq and is a predicted model, not a curated record. Lineage: Eukaryota; Fungi; Ascomycota; Eurotiomycetes; Eurotiales; Aspergillaceae. Bases 111 to 644 code for a protein of 177 amino acids.
GUCACAGCGUGGUUUCAGAGUAUGGCCAGUUUGCAUCUGAUUGCCCAAUGUGAGCGCCGGGUACUGCCCCUGGCGACAGCGGUGUAUCACGCAGGCGCAAGGGAAGGGCAAUGGUUUCAUCUCCACUGAGGGGAAAAGCGCAGACCACGUCAUUUCUAAUAAAAGCUGCAUUUCGUCUUCGACCUCCGACUUUUACCUUCUUUAUCGCCAAGUUGCAUCGCUCACUUGGGUCAUGUGCCACGUGGCUGAGAUUGGCGCCCAGCCGACAGCUGUUCGCCGCACACCGCAGCCCGGAUCUUGGCCUGUUGGAUUCCCAUCUCCUGGCAGGGCAAUCUGAUGCUUCGGACUGGCGAGUGGGUGUUCUCGUGAGGCACUUUGUUGUUCAUAUUUCCGUGAUACCCUUUAUUUGUUUGGUAUGUGGGCUUCCACCUCACCGCUGGGAGCCACUCGAAGAUGGAAUGGGAUUGGCAGUUCGAAGUAGGGUUUGCUGGCUGCGGCCUAACCGACGUGCUUCAUGCAGCAAGUUUAAGUUUCUGAGACGAGAAUGGAUCGUCGUUCCUGUACAUAGAAAUAGCAUGAAUAUAAGAUGCUCGGCUCCGUCCUGGUUUCUUCCCCGACUUAAGUACUCUCUUGACAUGAUAUAACUCCAGCUAUCCACACCGUCGCCUUCCCGCCCACCUCAUUAGGAACAUAGCUCGCCUACGAAUCGAAGAAUUUGCCAUUACGUUGCCAGAACCGUCGAUGCCCGUACACCCGUGACCACGCCGUCGACAUGGAUUGCGAUACCCGAUGCUUCGACUUGACGCUCGUCUUUCCGAUUCUUCUAAAGCUGACACCAGAUCGAUC